UCGUGUCACGUGACCUUCAGGUAUCAGCUGACUCAAACACCGUUGACCUAUUUUUCAAGAUAUUUGCAUAUAUCAACAGAUUUAUAUAUUUGUAAAUUAUGUUACCUGCCGGCUAGUCGAAGAUACAUUAUAGUUUUGUUUUUGUCAGUGAAUGUUGCUUUGUUUCACGGGUAAGUUGACGCGCAGCACACGGACACAAUACGUCUCUUAUGUUUAUCAAGGUCAUCUUAGCCAAGGGGGGGGGGGGCAUGUGAGAGAUAAUCCAUCAGUAGGUAAAAUGUUUAUCUACCAUCCAGUUACUAGCCUUCGUGGAUGGUAUUUACCCUGACUGUGCAGACAAUAACGUACUCUACUAGUAUUUACCUAUUAUGUCCACAGGGUCCAGCAAUAGCUCCCUAGCCACGAAAUUAACAUUUGUUAAACAAAUCCACAAGGGCCGUGAUGAGGGUUUGAACCUAUGUCUCAGAGGAUCCCAGAAGUGUCUUAAUCUGUGUUUAACUAUAUUUGUUCUUCAUAUUGCGUGAGUGACAUCUAUAUUAGUUUUCGUCGCGGCCUUUGCCACUGUAGGAAGUCUGAGAGGAGGGGGAGGGGUGAGUGGGCCUUAGAGGGGGUGACACAGGUGUAAAGAGGCAGAGGAGUACAGGUGUUAUGGCUCUUCACACCUGCGCUCCACCAUAAGUGUAGCGAGGCUGGCAGAGAUCGGAGCACUGCUGAUGGCUGACACAGACCCAGGUCACUGCUGGGGCACACUACCUGCGUCAGGAGACGUCCACCGGACGGGGCACCUACAAGACACUUCAACCCGGACCCACCUGUGCCAACGGCUCUCCCAAGAAGACUAUUACAACACUGUCAAGUUCGCUAUCGGGUACCAAGAGCUGCAGAAGCGCUGGUCUACAGGCUGGGGACUCCAGGGGCACAGAGACUCCCUCCAGGGGCACAGAGACUCCCUCCAAUGGCAUAGGAACGUACUGCUGGAACGGGAAGACGAACCUUGGUGGCAUAGAGACACGUUCCAGAAGCAUAGAGAAACAAAGGGGACGCGUCACAGGAAAAACAGCCUUCAUCUGCCCAUCAGGGAGUUAGCGAUACCUACAGCAUACCCCGAGGAAUAUGUGGGCGAGGCUGCCUCCAGCUCGCGGUUGUGGGACUCUAUGGCGGGAAACAUGUCUUUAGGGAGGCCGUCGUCCCUCUUGUCUACACUAUCCUCAUCUUCAGGAGACUCAUCCCCGUACUCAGAGGACUCGUCCCCUUCCUCAGAGGGGUCAUAUCCCUCACCAGGAGCCUCGUCUCCAUACGCCACCCUCAGCGCUCUCGGUCGAGCUCAUGAAAUGGAAAAUACCAGCGUCCAAGAAACGUUGUGUACGUCGUCCCCUAAAUGUGCGUCAUUUCCCGUUGGUACGUCGUCGCAAGGGUCGUGUGGUGGGGACGACGGGGUCGUCGAUGGGGAGGGAACACACAGCGAGUACGGCGACGACUCCUGCAGCAGCAGCAACAAGGGAAGAUGGACGGAGAUAUUGGAGAAAUUACGAGGAGUGCUACGUAACUUGAAGCGUCAGCCUCCACUUACACCAACACCCUCCGCUCUCCACACCCAGGUGUGCGAGCUACAGGCGGAGCUGCAGGUCUACAAGCAGCUCUCAGAGACCAAGAGGCGCUCUGCUGACCUUCUCAAGCAUCAGCUGAUGGAGGUGCUGUACGAGCAGGUGGUGAGCCAGCUGGAGCACAAGCAGAGGCGGCGGCAGCUGGAGGAGGAGGUGGUGGCGCUGGAGUUUGAGGUCCACCUGCUGAGGGGGUCAUCCCAUCAUGACCUCCAUGACCUCAGCAACCCCACCUUCAGGGCCGUUUCAGAGAAGAAACCCCUAGACCAAGAGCCUCAUCGUCCCCGCCUGAUUCAUGACAUCACCCAGGACAGUGAUGUCACACAUCACACCGCUCCUAUCACACCUCUCCACCACUACUACUCUAAUGACUAGGGUGUGCGGCAGUUGUGGAGAGAGCAGCACAGCUUUUACUGACUGUAGAUGUAGUAUACAUAGAUACAGUAUAAAGUAAAUGUAGCAUAUAUAUGGAGUUUGCUGAAGCUUUUGAUGAAGUACCACAUGAAAGACUAUCAAGGAAAUUACAGGCACGUGGAAUAAAUGGCAGAAUACUAGAAUGGACAAAACAAUGGUUAAAACAAAGAAAGCAAAAGGUCACCCUAAACUGAAAUGGUGAGUGCAGUCCCGCAAGGGUCUAUUUUAGGGCAAACCCUUUUUUGUAUACAUCAAAGACAUACGGUAGAUGAAAAUAUUACAAAUAAUACAACUCGCUAAUGUAGUAAGAGAUUGCUCAGUCUAUAUACUUAAUUUAAAAAUAGAAGAGCGAAGUACCCAAUUUCCUCGCCUUCGUAUCCUACCUUGUGCUUCUAACUCAUUCAAAGACUUUACUAUCUUGAAAUAUAUCUACAUCAAAAUAAUUUAUCAUUAUCACCACCUUACCCGAUUAAUAUUACGGUAAUAUAGUAAUUACGGUAUGUAAGUCCCCAUUUGUUUCAUUAUGUACGUGUCGAUACUUUUAUAUCUUGUUCAAGAUUGACUGUUUCACCUUGUCACUUGUAAAUUUGUUUCAAACUUGGUUAAAGCUGUAUGUAGUACUGUAAUAUAUUUCAAUACUGUAAUGGUUAAUGUUGUGUAGCUGAAUCUAUAUGGAAUAUGUUA
Messenger RNA from Procambarus clarkii (red swamp crayfish), 2699 nucleotides. RefSeq lists its product as uncharacterized. Lineage: Eukaryota; Metazoa; Arthropoda; Malacostraca; Decapoda; Cambaridae. The record is from RefSeq and is a predicted model, not a curated record.